AUUAUUGUUGUUGUAUGGUGGGGACUCACGUGACCAACAACCGCGUGCUCUCAAAUAUGUACUGCUCAGUGCAGCUGCUCCUGCAGCACUCGACUUGUUUCACUUCUCACGCGACUCGCUUUCAAGACACAUCGUCUUUAGCUCUCUUUUAUCAUAAUCAAAAAUUAAAAAAAAAAAAUAAUAAAUAAAUAUAAGCCUAUAGAUACUUUCUCCUGCGUUCUAGAAUGCGUGCUCAUAAAUGUACAUAAAUAUUACGAAAAAAAAACUAGAGUGCAGUGUUAAUUGAACUUUUAAAUUGUGUGUUAAUUUCAUAUUUUUAAUUGUUUAAUAAAUUAAAUAUGUGCUCCAAUAAUCGAUUUAUUAUUUUCAUAAUUAUUAUUGGUAUUACAUUCGAGAUAGCAGAAGGAAGACCUCGAAUUCGUCAUCAUCGAGGGGACGGUAGAUGCAACCGAUGCGCUCCAGGUUGGGGAGUAACGAAACUCUGCACCAUAGAACGCGACACCGAGUGCAGUAAAUGUGAGCAGGGUACAUACAGUCCACAUCACAAUCUACAGACCUGUUGGAUUUGCUCACGCUGUGGUCCAGGUCUUUACGAAGCGCAUCCUUGUACGUCCAAGACUGAUACGGUCUGCGAUUCUUGCUAUCGGCAUGCACCUGACAAUCCUGAUUACCGUAGAAAAUGCUCCGAGCACAAGAAUCUUUUUUUGGCACCCGAAGACGCAAUCAAUACUGGCGAACAGAGUUCUUUGGUUAAUGAAGAAGAUGAUGGUGAUGUUGAUAAAAAAUUGCGCCAAGCCAUUCUUGCUAACGACGUUAAAGCUGAAUUUUUAAUUAAUUAAUUUAUUUAUGAUUAUCUAAUAGAAUAACAAACACUAGUCAACUGAGAGACGAUUUUCUAAGCCCCUGUACAUAAACUACGUAUAUAUUAGGGUGGUCGUUAAAAAUUAAAUUUUCUCAGGCGCCCCAUAAAAAGCUUCUUUUCAGUGAAAAAAUACGUGGGAAAUUUUGUUUUUUCUUUUUAAGUAAAAAGAACACGCCUCAGGAGGAUCAAAGUUCAUUUUUCUAUACACACGGUUUUUUUUAAAUAUACUAAAUAUGCAGAUUAAAGAAAAAAAUCAUAAAAACAAUUUGUUAGGAAAUCAAAUUCUUUACAAAAAAAAGGAUAUAUUCAUUUUUUUUAUAAAAUGUGUAUUUAUGAAGAUAUUUUAAAAAAACUUUUUUCAGAUCUUAUGAAUUGAUGAUACUGAAUUUGGCAGACGUCAAAUAAUUUUUAAA
This is a messenger RNA of Microplitis demolitor, 1275 nucleotides long. Its product is annotated as tumor necrosis factor receptor superfamily member 4. NCBI's taxonomy places the organism in Eukaryota, Metazoa, Arthropoda, Insecta, Hymenoptera, Braconidae. The record is from RefSeq and is a predicted model, not a curated record. Bases 339 to 839 code for a protein of 166 amino acids. The transcript has 2 exons. Gene Ontology annotation, molecular function: protein binding.